AUGGAGGCGCAAGUCGCGAACUUGCUCUCGCUCCUCAAACGACCCGCCAUCUCAUCGUCAACAUUAGUCGAGAGCCUGAACGCGUUGAAAAGCGACAUCAAGAGACAUGUCGUGCCGGACCGACUUCAAGGCCAGAUCUUCGAGGUGUUGCGUCUCGCCAUCACACAGCAGACGUCAUCGAGUCUGGCUUUGUCCGCCUGCUCGACACUCGGUCACCUGAUCAAGCGGCUAAAGAUUCAAUCUGCAAACAUCGACCAGCUGGCCCCGCGCGUGCUGCCUGCGGUACAGGAAAGAUUGGGCGAUCUGAAGGAACCCGUGCGCGCAGCUGCGAGCCAAGCGCUGAGUGAGCUGUACCCUUACCUGACGCAGGACAUUGAGCACGUGGUAAGGGAAGAGUCGAUUGGAGGCAGCAAUGCGAGAGCCAAGGAGGCAGGGAUGCAGUGGGUGGUGAGAAUGCACAGGGAGGAGAACAUGGCUUUCAAGAGUUAUGUGUCACCGAUGGUGGCACGGCUGGAGGACUCCGAUGGGAACGUGCGGGAGGCAGCCAAGUCGGCACUGGUGGAUUUGUUCUUGAAUGCGCCUGAUCGCGCCAAGACAGAUCUGAAGAAACAGCUCAAAGCGCAUGGCGUGAGACAUUCAAUCCAGACACAGAUACUGUCGCAGAUCGGCGCCGAGACCGCAUCAAGGCCACAAACUGCACAUGCGCACGAAGAACAGGACCUCGCAGCAUCAACAAGAUCACUACCCGCAACAGAUCACGCAACAAAGUUCGCGCAAAGUAUCAUCAGCGAAGCAACUCAGCCAACACAACCGGAGAUCGUGCAGAUGGAGCCGCUAUAUGUACACUCGCGAAGCGAACUGGAUGACAUGUUCCGAGAUAUGCUACCACAUUUUGAAGGCAAGGAGGAUGAACACAAUUGGACGCUUCGAGAGAAGUCGGUGACUAAAGUUCGACGACUCUUGACUGGAAACGCUCCGAAUGAGUACCACGUCGCGUUCAUGGCUGGCCUGAAGAGUGUCAUAGAAGGCAUUCUCAAGGUAGCCAAUUCGCUUCGUACAACGAUGUCCACCAAUGGCUCGCAGGCUGUGCAAGACUUCGCCCGCAUCCUCGGUCCAGCUCUCGACACUCACGUCGAAAUUCUGCUUCAAAACUUUAUCAAGACGUGUGCGAAUACCAAGCCUAUCGCUUUUCAGAACGGCCGUCAGACGUGCGACUCGAUCUUCCAGCACUGUUCGUAUCAUGUCCGCAUGAUGCAGCACAUUUGGGCGGCAGCUCAGGAGAAGAACGCUCAGGUUCGGUCAUGCGUACCAGACUGGCUGAAGAUCGUGCUUAAGCGGCAAGCGGGCUACAAGUCUCACUUUGAGAGUUCAGGUGGGCUAGAUUUGGCCGAGAAGUGUAUACGGAAAGGUCUGGACGAUGCGAAACCAGCUGUGAAGGAAGGCACUCGGGCUGCUUAUUGGAACCUGGCACGGACAUGGUCGGAGAGGGCGGACAAGAUCAUGUCAAGUCUGGAUGAGAAGUCAAAGACUGCGCUACAGAAGGACAGUAAUAACCCAAACUCAUCGCUCCACGCUUCCGUCAGCAGCAUGUCUGCAUCGACCUCGCGACCGGGCGGCAGCACUAGCAUGGCUUUACGGGAGAAGAUCGCCGAGCAAAGACGAGCAAAAGCUGCAGGCGCUUUGCCUGAUCGACCAAACUCUGCCAUGGCCGCCAUGAGUCCAUCAAAGCCCAAAUCUCGAGGCGAGUUGAAUCCAGCCAAGUCACACCUCCGCCAUGAAACUCGAGUAGUCUCCACAGCAUCCACAGCAUCCGAGACGCCCUCUGAAGCAAAAGCACCAACAAGCAAGAGUCGUAGUGCGCUCAUGUCGGGUCCUGUGCGCCGACCACGACGACCGGAACUUGCUCGACCACAAACAGCCGAUCCGUAUGCAUCUCGGCAGAGACUGCGGCCAGAGACGCCAUCUAAUGCUACUCCAGGCAACAGUCCACCGAAAGGUACUGGCGCAAGCUCAAAGGCGUCCGUCUCAUCUUCUAGUGUGGCUAGGAACCGCGCGAAAACUGCUGGACAGGAUGUACUGAGUCCUAAUGGGAGUCCGAUGAAGCGUAGUCCUGCUGUGGUCAACGGACACUCGGUAGCGGAUCGUAUGCAGGAUGUGCGGCCAAGCAGUAAAGGCAGCGAUGACUUGACAAGUGUUCGAGAGGAUGACUUCACAAUGGUCUUGCCCACAUCACGUUCAGCCACGUCAGCCCGAACCGCCAUGAAUGGAGGCUUUAAAAGACCUGCGCUGGAGCAAACAAUGUCUGUCGAUAGUGGCGUUCAGGCUGUGCGAUCCAUGGCAGAAGACGACGGCUUCACCAUGGUUAUACCAGCACUUGCGCACGAUAAUUCAUCACGAGCACGCUCCCCUUUAGCUGUCCGCAGCCCCCUCAAAGCCAUGUUUGAGGAGGCACGGCACCAACUUGAGCGGUCUGGAUCUCCGCCUGCUCCGAGAGAACGCCUAGGUGGGAUCGAGGAGGCAUUGGAAGCUGGAACGGCAGCACACAGGCAAGACAGCCUGGUCAAGCCUAAGACGCCGCAGCCGGAGGAGAUACAGAUAUACGAGGAUUCCUUUCAUGGUGAUGCUCCGGAGAGUCUGACAGACGGCGAGAGAAAAGUUUUGUCUGAGAUCCAGGUCAACGAGAACGUCCGCGUGACAAGUCCGGCACAAAGCCUGGGCUCGUCUGCCAGUCCUGCUGGUAGCCCGACACAUGCACCAGAAGCACGUUCACCAGCCGUACAACCACCACAAGAUCGCGCCGAAGUCUUACGGAGCCGACGACUUCUAAGCUCAGGAAUCGAGCGCAUCCGUACUCGUUCACUAGACGCCCAUGGCUUCCGCCGCAUGCAGGACCUCGCUAAAAGUCCGCUAGAUAUCUGGGAUGGAGGCAGCAAGUACGAUGAGCUCAUGGCCGCAUUGCUAGACUACUUGCCGGCUUUUGCUCAGGAUACACGGCUCAUGCAGCAACCCGCGCACAAGUCGUCUGGACUGAAAGCACAAGCGCUUGGGCUUAUACGAGCACUUCUGCUGCUGCAGCGUAAGAGCGCAGCAAGCUGGCAUGCCAAAGCGCUAACGACGAUGUAUAGCUCCAUCCCUGGAGCAGAAGGCAAUACCCAUGUCCUCUCCGAUCUCGACAAGACUAUCGACGACAUCACCCGCGUCGCCGCGCCAGAAGUCAGCGUCGAUGCCACUCUCGCCUACCUCGAGCCCGGCCACACGAACGAGCAACCACUGCUAUCUCCUAGAAUUAUAACAAAAGCCCUCACAACCCUCCGCCGCCUCCUGAACAUCACAACCCAGCGCUCGGUACAGCUCGGCUCCGACCGCCAGCACCAACUCACAGUUCUCGCAUCGAAGUACCUCGACGCCGAGGAUCAGGACGUGAGGAAAGCAGACAUGGAGUUCGCGAGCGAGCUGUUCGUCUUUCUCGGCGGCGAAGAAGAGCGGAAGGAAUUCUGGGGCGCUUUUCGAGGUGUAGAUGAGGGACGGUUGGGCCUGUUGACGUAUUUCAUUGCUAGGCGGACGCAGCAGGUGUCAUCAUGA
Recurvomyces mirabilis is the source of this 3582-nucleotide messenger RNA. RefSeq names its product suppressor of tub2 mutation (gene STU1). Gene Ontology annotation, molecular function: microtubule binding. Bases 1 to 3582 code for a protein of 1193 amino acids. Gene Ontology annotation, cellular component: microtubule organizing center; mitotic spindle; spindle microtubule. The transcript has a single exon. The record is from RefSeq and is a predicted model, not a curated record. NCBI's taxonomy places the organism in Eukaryota, Fungi, Ascomycota, Dothideomycetes, Mycosphaerellales, Teratosphaeriaceae. Gene Ontology annotation, biological process: astral microtubule depolymerization; mitotic spindle assembly.